Molecule: messenger RNA, 1866 nt
Organism: Ascochyta rabiei
Lineage: Eukaryota; Fungi; Ascomycota; Dothideomycetes; Pleosporales; Didymellaceae
Exons: 2
Coding region: 1-1866 (621 amino acids)
Biological process (GO): nucleotide catabolic process
Cellular component (GO): cytosol
Molecular function (GO): hydrolase activity
Source: RefSeq, a predicted model, not a curated record
AUGUUCAAGUUCAAGAGCACGGCAUUCCUACUCGCGUUGCUCAAAGCCGCCUCCUGCGCGCAGCCCGAGGCCCAGGAGCCAAUAGCAGCGCCUCUGCGUGAGCUCCCCUGGGCACAGCUCAACUUCCUGCAUACCACCGACGUACACGGCUGGUGGGGUGGCCACCUCCAAGAAGCCUCUUUUGCAGCGGACUGGGGCGAUUAUGUUUCUUUUGCCAAGCACAUGCGCGACAAGGCUGACGCACACGGCGUGGACCUACUGGUCGUCGAUACGGGAGACAGAGUAGAAGGCAACGCUAUCUACGACUCCUCGAAGCCUCGUGGGAAGUUUACUUAUGAGAUUGCAAAAGAGCAGCACAUCGACUUGAUCAGCUCUGGUAACCAUGAGCUCUACAAGGCGGACACGGCUGAAGGCGAGUAUUAUCAUACAGUCCGGGACUUCCAAGGAAGCUAUCUAGCCUCUAAUCUGGACAUCUACGACCCAAAGACUGGAUAUUUAGAGCCGCUUGCACCGCGGUACAAGAAGUUUACAACAAAAAACCAGGGGAUCCGCAUUCUGGCAUUUGGCUUCAUUUUCGAUUUCACAGGUAAUGCAAACAACACUGUAGUAACACGAGUCGAGGAGACUGUAAAGCAAGAUUGGUUCAAGGAGGCGCUAAAAGACAAGAACCUUGACUUGAUCGUUGUCUUUGGCCACGUCGAUAUACGCUCAGCUGAGUAUGCCGUGCUGUUUUCUACCAUCCGAGCUGCACACAAGGACCUGCCGAUUCAGUUCUUCGGUGGUCAUUCACACAUCAGAGACUACAAAAUAUUUGAUGACAAGUCCGUUGCACUUGAGAGCGGACGAUAUAUGGAGACAUUAGGUUUCAUGUCAAUCGAUGGUCUCAGUACUGGCGGCAAGGACGGUAGCGCAGCUACUCCUCAGAAGUCGGAAGUCACCUUCUCUCGCCGCUACAUUGAUAAUAACCUCUUCUCGCUACGCCAUCACAGCGGUAAAGACGAUGAGAGUUUCCCUACUGAGCACGGUCUGAAUGUCUCCAGAGCUAUUGGCGACGCCAGAGAAUCCCUCGGUCUAACUAAGAAGUAUGGCUGCGCUCCACGCAAUCUUUGGAUCAGCAGACGCCCAUACCCGCACAAAGAGAGCAUUCUGUCUUGGAUCGAAGAGGAGGUGUUUCCUGACUCGAUUGGCGGAUCUCAGCGUAUGAAGAGCGGCAGUAAAGCACUUGUUCUCCAGAACACCGGCGCUAUCCGCUUCGACAUCUUCAAAGGUCCAUUCACCAAGGACACCAAGUUCCUCGUCUCGCCCUUCACGAGCCCGUUACGACUUAUCAAAGACGUGCCCUACAAAGCAGCGAGCCAGGUGAUCAAGCUCCUCAACAACGGAGGCCCGAUAGCACUCGAGAUGAUGGAAGCCAACGCGUUUCUCCAACCUCCUGAAGUAACUGCCGUGCGCUUCCGCCCCUCUCUCCUCUCAUCAGCCUCAGACCGCUUCGAUGCUGAGCCCAGCGCCAACCAACUCCCCAUGCUCGGCAACGAAGCAGGUCUAACCCCGGGCUACACAACACGCGACGACGCCGGCACCGACGGCGACGAUACCAUCCACUCCAAGAUCGCCUUCUACAACGUGCCCAACUGCAUCCAAUCGAGCGUCGGCUUCGAUCCGGACAGCCGUGACGACGAACCGCAGGUAGUGGAUCUAAUGUACAACGAGUUCAUCCAGAAGUGGGUGCUCAUGGCGCUGCAGUACAUGGGGCAGAAGUACACGAGCGACGACACGGAAGCGUAUGCCGGCGGGAAGAAGUUUACGGACAUCAUGACGGAGUGGGUACAGGAGCACUGGGCUUCCGAGGGGGAGUGUCCCAAGUAG